AUGAACCGCGAGAGCUUCGCGGCGGGCGAGCGGCUGGUGUCGCCGGCUUAUGUGCGGCAGGGCUGUGAGGCCCGCCGCUCGCAUGAGCACCUCAUAAGGCUGCUUCUGGAGAAGGGCAAGUGUCCAGAGGAUGGUUGGGAUGAAAGUACACUUGAACUUUUUUUACAUGAACUUGCAAUCAUGGAUAGCAACAAUUUCCUGGGCAAUUGUGGUGUGGGAGAAAGGGAAGGGAGAGUGGCAUCUGCCUUAGUUGCUCGGCGUCAUUACAGGUUCAUUCACGGAAUUGGACGAUCGGGUGAUAUUUCUGCUGUGCAACCAAAAGCUGCAGGUUCUAGCCUUUUGAACAAAAUUACCAAUUCUUUGGUCCUGGACAUCUUAAAGUUGGCUGGUGUCCCUACAGUGACCAACUGCUUUGUAGUUCCCAUGGCAACUGGUAUGAGUCUAACCUUGUGUUUCUUAACAUUACGACAUAAGAGACCGAAAGCAAAGUAUAUUAUAUGGCCGAGAAUAGACCAGAAGUCCUGCUUUAAAUCCAUGAUCACUGCAGGUUUUGAGCCUGUGGUGAUAGAGAAUGUUUUAGAAGGUGACGAGCUGCGCACAGACCUGAAAGCAGUGGAGUCUAAAGUCCAGGAACUUGGGCCUGAUUCCGUUCUGUGUGUUCAUUCCACUACAUCCUGUUUUGCUCCAAGGGGUCCUGAUAGAGUAGAAGAACUGGCUGUGAUCUGUGCUAAUUAUGGCAUCCCACAUAUAGUCAACAAUGCAUACGGAGUGCAGUCUUCAAAGUGUAUGCACCUCAUCCAGCAGGGGGCUCGUGUUGGCAGAAUAGAUGCUUUCGUUCAGAGCUUGGACAAAAAUUUUAUGGUUCCAGUAGGUGGCGCUAUAAUUGCUGGCUUUAAUGAUUCCUUCAUUCAGGAAAUCAGCAAGAUGUAUCCAGGAAGAGCUUCAGCUUCACCUUCUUUAGAUGUCCUUAUUACUUUAUUAUCACUUGGAUCAAAUGGCUAUAAGAAGCUAUUAAAAGAAAGAAAGGAAAUGUUUUCAUAUUUGUCCAGCCAACUAGAGAAGCUGUCAGAAUGCUACAAUGAAAGACUGUUGUAUACACCUCACAAUCCCAUAUCUUUAGCUAUGACACUUAAGACACUAAGCGAACACCGGGACAGAUCUGUCACUCAGCUUGGCUCAAUGCUUUUUACCAGACAGGUUUCUGGAGCCAGGGUUGUGCCUCUUGGGUCUGUGCAAGCCGUGAGUGGCCACACCUUCCGAGGCUUUAUGGCACAUACAAAUAAUUACCCUUGCGCUUACCUCAACGCUGCAGCAGCCGUUGGAAUGAAGACACAGGAUGUGGACUUGUUCGUGAAGAGACUUGACAAGUGUUUAAAGACAGUAAGAAAAGAACAAAAUAAAGAGAGUAAUGCAUCUGCAGUUGAAAAUUACAACAAAACUGAAGAUGUAGAUAUUGAAGAAAUGGCCUUAAAACUAGAUAAUGUGCUUCUUGACACGUCCCAGAAUUCUUCAUGACAUGUGUAAGGUUUCUUUUUGACUAUUUGAAAGAAGUGAUGAGGCUACAGUACAAACAAAGCAGUUUAAAGAUAGGGCUUGAGGUUUUGGAACUGAGAAUGUCUUGGAGGAUUUGGAGGAUAUUUGGUCGAGGUACAGACUGGGGUCUGAGCUAGCCAUCUGAUGACUUGCUAUUUUUUUUAUUCUUAGACUGCCUCAAUUAUUAUGUUCCUUAACAGAUAAAACUACCAUUAGGAUUUUUCUAAUUGUUAGAAUAUUUGUCAAUUAAGCGUUAUGAUUCAGAUCAUUCUUACUAGCGUGACAAGUAAAAUUACUUCUAAUUCUUUUUGAAAUGUGUAAAUUGUUUCUUCCUGACCAUUCUCUACCAUUCACAAAUGACUUCUGUUUCUGGUCACAGAGAAUUGAGAAAGAUCCACUACUGCUAUUUACAAGAUGUUGGUGUCUGUAAGUCACAUUCUGCCUGUGAAAUGGUCAUUCCCCAGGGAAGCAGAGUCCAGCGUAAGCUUUAGCUUUCACUUAGUGGUUCUCAGCCGGGGAUGAUUUGCUUAUAUCUAAGCAACACCUGGGGACAUUUUUAGUGCUCACAACCUGUGGCGUGCUCUUGACAUCUAGAGCUGGAGGCCAGGGGUCCUGCUGCUCAACAUCCCACAGUGGAUGAGUGGCUUUCUGGAACACAGCCCCAAAUCUCAGAAAUGCUGAGAAGGAGAAAUACCACCAUAACCCAACUCCUCAAGCAAAGUUUCCCACAGCAACUUUCCUUAUUCAGUAGUGCUUCAAAGAAGAAAGCAUUAAAUGUUACCAAAUUAUAUAGCGUUAGAUUCUUAAGUGAUAAGCUGGGCUGCCUGUUCUAAACCUGAGAUUAUAUGGCAUUUGUGCGUUUUUCCAUUUGGGCCAGUGAAAGCUUUCUCCCACUGUUUCUGCUCUAAGCAGGCUUUGCAUACUGGUUAGUUCAGGUGUUAUGCACAGCCAUUAUCAAGAGUGGUUAACUUGGGUAUUUGGGGAUCUGUUUUUGCUAGGAAGGUGAAAAUGAUGUAGUAGGAUGAACAGGUGUAUUUGCCUCCUCCCCCCUCCCACACGCUCACUUUCUUAGUCUGAUAUUCCAGACUUACCGGCUGUAACAAUUUUUGUUGUUUAUGUUUUAAGAAAUAGACUAAUGCCUCCAAGCCUGAGGAAUGAGCGAAGCUUUUGAAUACGCCAAAAUGCCAAAGCCAUAUUCCUCAAGACCUGCUCGCUGGAGCGGUGUUUCUAUGAGAUGCUCACAGGGAUAAAGUAUUCCAUGGGCAGAUCAUUUUGGGCCUUCGUAAACCUGCCUAUCAGCACAUUAAAGGCUCUGAGAAUUCCUUGGAAAUUAACUUAAGUGUGCCCUUAUCCAAAUGUGGCACCCUUUUCUCAACUAAAAACUUACUGGCAUCCCACUGAACAUGCUUUCAAAAACACUGCAGUUGAGAAUGCGGCCUUGGUUUCUGGGUUGUGUUUUUCUCUGUCACUUGCUGGUGUAAACUGUCUCACAUACGAGCUCAGACAGAUACCACCCCUGUCAGUGCGUAAGUUAAAAUACUCUAACCCUAGCUUGACCUCCUUGGACGUCAUAAAGUUUAAUUAUCAAUAUUGUAAAGGUUACUUUUAAGUUAAUUAUUGUAUUUGGGG
Messenger RNA from Enhydra lutris kenyoni (northern sea otter), 3162 nucleotides. RefSeq names its product Sep (O-phosphoserine) tRNA:Sec (selenocysteine) tRNA synthase. The record is from RefSeq and is a predicted model, not a curated record. Gene Ontology annotation, biological process: selenocysteine incorporation; conversion of seryl-tRNAsec to selenocys-tRNAsec. Gene Ontology annotation, molecular function: tRNA binding; O-phosphoseryl-tRNA(Sec) selenium transferase activity. Lineage: Eukaryota; Metazoa; Chordata; Mammalia; Carnivora; Mustelidae. The coding region runs from base 1 to 1515 and encodes 504 amino acids. The transcript has 11 exons.